This is a messenger RNA of Canariomyces notabilis, 2531 nucleotides long. Its product is annotated as NOL1/NOP2/sun family putative RNA met. Gene Ontology annotation, biological process: maturation of LSU-rRNA; rRNA base methylation. The record is from RefSeq and is a predicted model, not a curated record. The coding region runs from base 80 to 2254 and encodes 724 amino acids. NCBI's taxonomy places the organism in Eukaryota, Fungi, Ascomycota, Sordariomycetes, Sordariales, Chaetomiaceae. Gene Ontology annotation, cellular component: nucleolus. Gene Ontology annotation, molecular function: rRNA (cytosine-C5-)-methyltransferase activity; RNA binding. The transcript is spliced from 11 exons.
CAAAGAUUUCUGCGGAAUGCUGUGUCCCGCAGGUAACAAGCCGCUAGAAACUUGGGAAUCUACCUGCAAACCGUCCAAGAUGGGUGUUGGGCGUCGCAUGAAGAAACAGGGCCCCCCUGAGCCUCUGUCCGAAGAACACUUUGCCAGCCUCAAGCGGAAGAAGGGGCUACCUGUUGACGAUGCCCCAGCCGAAGCACCCUCGAGCAAAAAGCGCCGCACUGCGACAACCCCAGAGAAGUCUGCCAAGGGCGAGAGAAAAGAGGUCGGCAAAAAGGGGUCAAGUACCAAACAGACCGUGACACAGACAAAUGGCACCAAGAAGCCUGCUAGCUCAGCAAACUAUGACCGGAAAGGGAACAAGUCGAAGACAAAAAGGGCUGCGGUGGAGGAAUCGGAUUCUGACGAAGAGAUGGACGACGAGUUUGCUGAUUCCGACCUCAAUGAUACCAGCGGCGCCGAGUCAGACGUGGAGAAGCUCAAUGAUGACUUCCUCGGCUCCGACGAUUCAGUCUACGACUCGGACCAGGGGGGCAACAAAAAGGAGAAGUUUGUCUUCUCCGACGACGAAGAUGAUGAGGACGACAGGGAGGAAAAGUUGACAGCGGCAAAUAUUGAGGGCCUUUCGAGGAAACUGGACGAGAAACUGGCUGAGGAAGCAGCGGAAAACGAGGCGGAACUUCGUGAGGCGGCUCUACAGACCAACAUUGACGGCGACAAGCCCCACAUUCUUGGAGACGGAGACGACGAAGACGAAUUGUCGGCCAAGACAAAAAAUCUGCUAGCUCCGGAUCUUCAGAUGCUAAGAACCAGGAUAACAGAGACUAUCCGGGUAUUGGAAGACUUCUCAAGUCUUGCUGAGGAAGGACGGAGCAGGGCUGAGUACAUGAGCCAGCUGCUGAAAGAUAUCUGUGCAUAUUACGGAUACAACGAGUUCUUAGCGGAGAAGCUUCUGAAUCUCUUCCCGCCUAGAGAGGCAUUUGCCUUCUUUGAAGCCAACGAGACUGCUCGUCCGGUUGUCAUUCGCACGAAUACUCUUCGGACACAUCGCCGUGAUCUUGCGCAGGCCCUGAUCAACCGUGGUGUCACGCUGGAGCCGGUCGGCAAAUGGUCCAAGGUCGGUCUGCAAGUAUUUGAGUCCAAGGUGCCUCUGGGUGCGACGCCCGAGUAUUUGGCGGGCCACUACAUUCUGCAAGCUGCUUCUUCGUUUCUUCCCGUCAUGGCACUAUGCCCCCAAGAGAAUGAGCGCUGUCUGGAUAUGGCAGCAGCUCCGGGAGGCAAAACAACACACAUGGCCGCGCUUAUGAAGAACACUGGUGUUAUCUUUGCGAACGAUCCCAACAAGUCCCGUGCGAAAGGUCUUAUCGGUAAUAUUCACCGUCUUGGUGCUCGGAACGUAAUUGUCUGCAACUACGAUGCGCGAGAAUUCCCUAGAGUAAUAGGGGGGUUCGACAGGGUGCUACUAGAUGCACCAUGCUCCGGAACUGGUGUUAUUGCCAAAGACCCUUCGGUCAAGACCAACAGAGAUGAGAAGGAUUUCAAAGUAUUGCCGCAUACACAAAAACAACUGCUCCUGGCAGCCAUUGAUUCAGUCAAUCACGCAAGCAAGACCGGCGGUUAUGUUGUCUAUUCAACAUGUAGCGUUGCGGUCGAAGAGAAUGAACAAGUUGUCGCGUAUGCCCUUAGCCGUCGCCCGAAUGUCAAGCUGGUCGAGACCGGUCUUCCAUUUGGAAAGGAGGGCUUUACCAGCUACAUGGGCAAGGAUUUCCACCCAAGCCUCAAGUUGACGCGCAGGUACUAUCCGCAUCUGUACAACGUCGACGGGUUCUUUGUGGCCAAGUUCAAGAAAGUGGGCCCUACCCCGGCCAACGCGGUCCUGGCAAACGGCAAAAAGGACGCAAAGGCCAGCAAUACCGAUGCCACAGGCAACGACAAGGAGGAGGAGAUCAUCGAUAAGACGCCUAUCGCCGCUGAGGGAGAAGACCAGGAGGACAAGGACGACUUUGGCGGGUUUGAUGACGAGGAAGACAAGGAUUACAUGGAGCGUGCCAAGCGGAAUGCCAUGAGACGAAGAGGUCUGGAUCCCAGAGCGCUGAAGAAGGGGCAGGACAAGCAGGGUGCCAAGGAGGCUUCAAGAGAAGAGGCCAAAGGGGAAUCCACGGAAUCCAAGGAAUCGCCUAAAAAGGCGCCUAAGGAUGCUGGCAAGGAUAAGCUGAAGACGGAGAAGCCGAAGGACAAGGUCAAGGCAAGAAAAUAGCCUCAUGUACACAUGCAAGAAACUGUAUUCCCUCUUGGGACUACCACCACCGCGCGACCGAACAUGUCCAGUGUACUUGCUUCGCGUAUCACGGCCUGUGAAGCACCGCUUGGCAGUAGUCCAGUAAACCGCUUUCGCAACGAUAGUCUAAUAUCGACCAACUCUCUCACGGCCGGCGGCGACUUCAUUAUGUGUCUCAAACGGACAUAUACAAACAAACCAGAGAUCACGGUUCACAUGAUGAUCGUAACGGAACCAGCGGGCGUCUCUAUCGCCG